Messenger RNA from Stegastes partitus (bicolor damselfish), 6805 nucleotides. RefSeq names its product extra spindle pole bodies like 1, separase (gene espl1). The transcript has 32 exons. NCBI's taxonomy places the organism in Eukaryota, Metazoa, Chordata, Actinopteri, Pomacentridae. Gene Ontology annotation, molecular function: protein binding; cysteine-type endopeptidase activity. The record is from RefSeq and is a predicted model, not a curated record. Gene Ontology annotation, biological process: meiotic chromosome separation; proteolysis. Gene Ontology annotation, cellular component: cytoplasm; nucleus; centrosome. Bases 35 to 6508 code for a protein of 2157 amino acids.
UUUUCUUCAAACGACCACCGCUUUGUCUGUCAACAUGAAGUGUUUGAAAGUGGAAGACUACAUCAAGAGGACGGCAUCUGUGAAGGAGACGCGGCUUUUAUAUGAAGAGUUAGAGAUUUCUGUGAAGAACCAACCUGGGCUUCAGGGUCGCACGCUGUGUGACAGAGUCAUCAGAGCCUGUAACCAUCACCUCGGAGAAGGAUCCCCAGACUUUGACCACAUUAAUCAGUUGGUAAAGCUGGUUGAACUUUCCCUACAGGGCUACGAUGUUUCUGCAGCACUUGUUACCCAGAGCAGUCCGCUGUACAUGGAAAAGAUCAUUUUCCAUAUUGUCAAGAAGCUAAGCUCCCUGGAAGUUCCCAUGCUUUGCAGCCAUGUAGCUGGGUUGCUCUACAGCAGACUUGCCAGAGCGCAACAGGGUGAAGAAGACUACUGUGUCCUUGUGAGGAACUGCUUCUCUGUUCUCUGGAAUGGACUAUCUGCUGCUAAAGACAGAAAAAUCCUCAAUCCACGGGACAAACUCCGUUGCCAGAUGCAAGCUUUAAGCUUCCUCCUGUUGUUGGAUACAGAAACUGCAAUUCCUACUUCCUCUAAAGCGCCCAUGUACACAGAAGAUGCCAUUACUGCAUUUGAGAGUAGCUGUGGAACAAUGACAAAGGAGGAUGCCUCCUUUCUUAUCCAGGAAAUACACACACUUUUUAACAGAUGCUGGACUGAGGAAGACAGGUCCAAGCGGUGUGUCGAGACAUCAAGUUUUUAUUCACUUUCUGAAAUGGCGCUGAUGAUAGUGAAGGUCCUUUGUAAGGCCAGCCACUACAGUCUGGCCUCCACAUUCCUGGAUAAAAUUGAGAGCAAGGUCCCUGACCAUGUUAACUGUCAGUGUACAGCACUGGUGCUCGGCAAGUGGGGAAUAAAAAUUCAUUCAACAAUAAAGGCUGGUGAAGAGAGUGGCGAGGCUUUUACAGAGUGUGCCAGGGCCUUGAGGUGUCUCUCAGCCGACCUGGGUGACAGAGAAGCUCAUGCUGUUCUGGAGGGGUGCAGCCUAGUGGUAUGGGCAGUCGAAAGUGGGCACAACAAAGGAUUUAGUGGAGCAGUGCUUCUGGCGCUGUUUUCUUUCCUUGAGGAGCACCAAGAGCUGAUAUUGAACGUACUGAAAAAGAAAUCAACACAACAGGCUGAGGGCAGCAGACUGCAGCAGGCCCUUUGCUUUAGUAUUUACCAGGGCUUUGCAUUUGCUUAUGAGAGCAUGCUUGCAUCACAGCUGGAGGACAGUGACACACUGGACAGAGUGCUGCUCUACUGCAAAGCUACAGCUGGACUGAUGAUGACAGAACUACGCAAGUUGUCUAAUGAAAGCUUUGUUGUCAAAGCAGUGAUUGCUGUGAGCAACUUGGCCUGUGGCUUAUACAACCGUCGUCUCUAUGACCAGGCCUUCACACUUGUUGAGACCCUUUGUAGAGAUAUUAGCAAGAAUUGCCCCGUCUCACUCUCUGUUGACAGGUUGAACCGACUCUUUAUGCUGGCUGUGCAAACGUCACGGCGAGCUGGACAUUUUGAGCGAGCUUUGGACUGGGUGAUACUGUGGCUGAAGGCUCUGGGGGACAAGAUCUCGACUCACAUGGCUGAACCUGUCUCUCUGUGGGUGAAAACAAAGACUGAUGCAGCACGUAACUCCGAGGAGGACAUAAGACUCAGGACGUUACGUGAUGGUUUCGGUCCUGACGUCCCUGAUGAGCAAGUAAUGCUUUGCCUUUUGGAAGAAGAGUUGCGUGCCUAUAAGGAGGUAGCUGCAGACAUGGCCCAGGAACGUUAUAACACUCUCUGUGAUCUGCUGGACAUCUGCCAUGAGGAGAGUUCCCACACCCAUCUACGUGCCAUCUACCUCUGUGAAAUGGCCCAAGUUGUGUGCUUCCAGGAUUUUAGUGAACAGACUGACUGCACAGCAGUUGAUUUUACCCAUGAAGCUUUACGGCUUCUUGAAGAAGAAGCAGAGACUGCAGAGAAGGCUGACAAACUGAAAGAUGACAAAGCUCAUGCAUUACUUUGGCUUUAUAUCUGCACUCUGGAGAAGAAUCUUCAGGAGGCUAUUGAGAAUGACAAAAAACGGAGAGAGCUACGAGAGCAAACACCGUGUGUGGCCAAUCCCAUAGGAAACAAUGAUUUUGAUUAUGAGGACAAGCAGAAGACACAGGACAGUAUUCAGGUCUAUGAGGGCCUGCAUUUCAACCUGGCUGCAGAAAACAAGUUGUGUCAGCCUUUGGAGAGAGCUCUGGAUGGAUGGUCAGCUCUUUUUCAAAGUCAAGCCCUGCCUUCUGUCAGGAACCCCAGACAGACCUGCAGCUCAGUUGCUUUGACUGCAGCUCUCUUCAGGCUCAUGGGGAAGCCCCUGAAGGCUUUGGAAGCUUACCAACUUGUGAUUGGACUUUCACGUGAACUUGGUGAAGCUCAGGGUUGUGCCAGCGCUCUCUGUCAGUCAGCCAGCCUCCUCCUGGACAUGGGCACGCCUGAAGUGGCUUUGGCCCAGUUGGAGCAAGCAGAAAAAAUUCUUGCUUCAGAUACCACUGCCGACAACAGACCUUCUUCUCUCUCCAUGCUGGCCGUCCUGUUGAAAGCGAAGUACUACUACAGCACAGGACAGGUGGAUUGUGGAAUGCCUUAUCUAUGUGAGGUGCUCAAAGAAGUGAAUGAUCAGAGACAGUCCAAGACCUGGUACCUUCUGCGUGUACAGGCCCUCCAGAUCUCCAGUUCUUACCUGAAUUUAGACACGGCUCAACUUCCACAAACCCAGCGGAGCCGUAUCACACAGCAAGGUAUAAACACCCCAGACGCUGCCCUGUAUGAGAGCUUGAAACUUCUCUGCAGCCUUCUAUACACUUUAGUAGGAACUGGCCUAUACGGGACAGACAACAGCAGCUCAGACGUGCGCUUCAUUGACCAAGGUGAUAACCUAGUGUGGAAGUGGCAGCUGCUCUCAGAGGUGUUAAACAGCUCCAUGAGGUUGGUAGCUGUGAGGAGCAGUUGUGGGGCCAUCAACGAUGCCAGACUUCAAUGCCUAGAAGCCCUCAAACUUGCCAUUAAGCUUCAGGCACUCAGCCAAUGUGCUGAGCUGCUUGUGAUGAAAGCCGAGUUGGAGUUAAUGCAGGGGGAGAAAGAGGAAAGUAAAACGGAUUUAGACAAAGUCAGAAACCUUCUGGAGCUCUGCACAGAUUUUUCUGAUCAGGUGAAGCGAGCAGACGUGAAAAUCAAACCAAGGAAAGGACGUCCAGUGCAGAGACCUCAGUCUCCUCUUCCAACCAUGGAGGAUGAUCUGAAGGACAUCCUAAGCACUAGGUGGAUUGCCAAAGAACCUGUAGUGAAGGAUCAGUCCAGCUCCCCACCUCUCAAAGCACAGCCUCGCCGCUGGCUCUCCUGCCUUGCACAUGAACCUGAAUGUCAGUGCCCCUGCUGCUCUGAACCAUGUCUGGGUCGUGCCACUGCUCGCUGGGCAGCUACACAAGCUGAUCUGGUUCUUCAGCUGGAUCCCAAUGAAGCUAAUGUCAGCUCAAAACUUCAGUGGGCAACAUUAUCCCGCUGUAAGAAUCUUACCAGCAAACUUAGGGCAAAAUUAGCUAAACUCUUCCCUGCUUGUGUCCCUGCUAAAGGCAGCUCCCGACCCUCCCUAAUGCAGGAUGUGGUGGGCCGUGUUUAUGUACGUAUGGCUCUGUCUGGGCUGGAGCCGAGGCUAAAUAAGGCCUGUGGAGUGUGGAAAAUACUAGAAGCUGGCUUAGCAUUUGUUGACUCAACACCCUCUACUGUGCUAACACCUGUGAGAGCAAGCCUGAUGGCAACCAAAGCCAUUGCAUCGUUGAUGCUCUUAGCUGCCAAAAAGGGUUGCACCCCAGAGGAGCUCUUCUCAAAUGCUUGGACUUGGAAUCCACCAAAAGAAGAUAAAGACCUGAGAUCACUCGCUUCCUCAUCCAUACUUAAAAAGCCUAAAGAAACAAUUAAAAACCCAGAUAUUGCUGACAAAAAAAAGGAGGCAAAGAAGGUCAAGAUUCAAGCGACAAGUUCCUCAGCCAAAGGAAAGGGUCUAGUUCCCAUGACACCAGUAAUGGCAAAGUCUAGAUCCUCUGUUAGAGUGCUUGACGCUUUCGACUUCAACACGGUGGUACCUACUUUAGCUUGCACUCCUGUUCAAAACGUAAAAGGCCCUUCCUCAGUGCAGAAAGCACCGAGGACUGCCUCUAAACUGCAGUUUCAUGUGUAUGAAGAGUUGUCACCAGUUCAAGACAAAGCCCAGCCUGUACCUGCUGCCCCCAAACGCACAAAGAAAUCACGUUUUAAGGUAGAAUUUAGCGAUGAAAGUGACUCAGAGGCCAGUACCCAAGCAGAACCCAAAGAAAAAGCAGAUGUCCUCAAAAAGCGAACAACUACUAGAAGAGCUGUGCAGAAUGCUAAAAAAGUCUCAGAUCCACCUGCAGAGAAGGUCCAACCUAAGAGGCAGGUUAAGGGGAAAAAGAGCACUGCAAUGCCUCUUGCUACCUCUUCUGAAGAUGAGACUUUGGUCGCAACAAGAAGAGGAAGAACCAGAAGGCAACUGUCCGAGACAGAUGCAGAAUUAGUGGAGGGACCAGACAAAAUGAGGAGCAUUGAGGAAGAAAGUAAUGAAGUCCUGGACAUGAGCAUUGAGCACCUCAGGACAUCGGACACUGAGGCUGACGAAAAUACCGCUUCAAGUAAAGACAUAGAUUUUGAGGUGUUGCGGAGGGAUAUGUGUUUGGGGAGAGAUGAGUUGUCUGAACUGAAGCACAGAAGUCAUCCAAGAGAAGGCCCACAAACCCACCUCACUCAUUCAGACAGCAGGACAGAAAAUCUCUCGCUGGAUGAGGUUCAGUCAUUGCUCCGCACAGCCUGGUUGUCUCUUCAGCACUUCCCCUCUCCCACUAUCUAUCCCACCCUCUGCGCUCUUCUGGCCUUGACCAUGGGACAGCAAGACCCCAAUACUACAGCAAUGCUGCAUGCCCAGUCUUUGGGCAUCACAAGUCGCCAUCGUACAAUCAGGCAUUUAGCCAGAUCUCUCAAAAAGCUGAAAAAAGCUUCCAACGAGCUGACAGACAAGAUGGAUGCUCUGAGUCUGAAUGAGCUCAGUGGGACUGUGUCCAAUACUUCUGCUGAACACAGACUGUCUCAGAUGGAGAACAUCUUUUCUUUCCCCACCGUUGACGCCUCAAUGUUUCCUCAGAACCACUGUCAAGAGUUUAUCCAGCAAAUUCAACAAAUUCCUUCAGGGGUGACGGUGUGUUUGAUGUCUGUGCUUGGAGUAAAACCAGGGGAAAUGGGCAACAGCAUAAUACUGUCACGUCUUGAAAAGGGUUCUGCUCCCGUCACCGUUCACAUCCCCACAUCGAGACAGCAGCACCCUGUUAGUUGGAUGGUGGAGGAGAUGGAUAGUAUUCUGAUGGAACAGCAGGUUGUGAGUUGUGAGUCUGAGAAAGCCAAAUGGUGGAAGGGCCGCAAGACUCUUGACUCUCGAGUUGAGCAACUAUUAAAGGAGAUGGAGGGAUUACUUGGAUGCUGGAGGAGCUUGCUUCUGCCGCUUUCAUUGGACUCUGAGCUUUCAAAACAGGCCCAUCAACUUUGCAAGGCCUUAUCAGCAAGGGGAGUGACAGUCAGCAAGGAGAUGUUGAAGGUAGUGCUUUCUGCAUCUCCUGUGCUCUCUGAAGAAGAUCUUAAAAAAUUUGCACUUGGAGUUUCUACACAGUGGAACACUGAGUGUGAUCAGCUUCUCCACAGAGCUGUUUCCCAGCUCUCAGAGAGAGACGAGCCUCAAGGCCACGUGGUUCUAAUCCUGGACAAGUACCUUCAGAAGUUGCCGUGGGAGAGCACCUCCCUUUUGAAGUCUCGCUCUGUAAGCCGGAUGCCUUCUCUGCACUCACUGCUUGGACUGAGCUUUCAGAAGGAGAAUGACUCUCAGUCAAUCCUGAGGCUUGGGGUGGAUACAAAGAAGGUGUUUUAUGUGUUGGACCCUGAUGCCAAUUUAGAAAACACUCAGGACCGAUUCAGGGAAUGGUUUGCCAGUAAGCUGGACUGGCAAGGUGUGUGUGGAGUCGCUCCUGACUCGAGUCAACUGGAAGAAGCUGUUGCGACCAAGGAUCUAUACAUUUACGUAGGCCAUGGCGCCGGUGCACGGUUCCUAGACAGCCAGGCAGUCCUCAAACGGCAGAUGAGAGCAGCCUCUCUGCUGUUCGGUUGCAGUAGUGCUGCUCUGGCAGUACGUGGGGAUCAGGAGGGUCAAGGCAUCGUUCUCAACUACCUCAUCGCAGGCUGUCCCCUUGUGUUGGGAAAUCUGUGGAAUGUGACCGAUCGGGAUAUUGAUCGCUUCACCAAAGCCUUGCUCGAGUCGUGGUUAUCUGCUGAAUCUGGAGCGUCCCUCCUGGAUCAUAUUGGUCCAGCACGUCAGGCCACACAGCUGAAGCACAUCAUAGGAGCUGCUCCUGUGGUCUACGGCUUACCAGUCCACUUGCAGUAGGACCAAAAGGCAGACAUUUAAUGAAAUCAGGAUGUAAAUAUUUUGUGCAGUAUUCAAAUCUUAUCGUUUCAGCACGCACACUUGUAACUUAAAAGUUAAAUCUUGGUUUUCUAAGUAGUUUUUAUUUUCAAGCUUAAAGUGCUACUUUAUCUUUAUUUAAACAAAUUCAUAAUUUUUUAACCAAUGUUUCUAUAGUUUUGAUGAUUUUAAACACCUUGGAUUUUUUUUAAGUGGUUAAUUGACUUUUUAAUAUGUUGAAUGACCAACAAUUUUGAAUUAAAGUAUUUUCGCAUACAA